AUGCUUCGUGGCGGACUUAUGGCUAUUGUCUUUCAACACAUGAUGAACCAACCAUUGGGUAGUAUUGACGAGUCUAGUGCUAUUUCCCUCAUGGGUACUGACAUCGAGAUGCUUGCUGAAUACUUCCAGUCCACAGUCUGUGAGAUUUGGGCCAAUAUCCUCCAGUUGGGACUGGCCACCUGGCUUCUUCAAACCCAGGUAGGUGCUGUUUGUAUCGCACCUAUCGUGGUAGUAAUAAUUUUCACGGUGGCAUCGCUCGGCAUGGGGCAUGCUGUGUCUUCACGGCAGAAAUCUUGGCUCCAGGCUACUGAGAAACGCAUCAACUUCACAACUGCUAUCCUCGGAUCUAUCCAAAAAAUCAAGUUCCUUGGAUUAACCGAGAUUAUGGGGGCUAUGAUCAAUGCCUUGCGCGAUGACGAGCUCAGGGUCUCCAAAAGAUUCCGACGAAUUCAGACAGUUCGUGUCUGCAUGGCUAUGGUGCAAGGCUCCAGCGGCCUAAAGGUCUCGCAGGCCAUCACAUCGCUCUCACUGGUUAAUCUGCUGGUUACUCCCCUCUCCAAUCUCUUGCUAGCCAUUCCAGACACAUUCGCAUCGAUAGGUUGUCUCAAUCGAAUACAGAACUUCCUCAAGCAGCCAAAUCGCCCUGGUGAGUGUCUAGCUAUCAUUGUAGCCUGGCCAAUUCUGUGA
Molecule: messenger RNA, 687 nt
Organism: Aspergillus oryzae RIB40
Lineage: Eukaryota; Fungi; Ascomycota; Eurotiomycetes; Eurotiales; Aspergillaceae
Exons: 3
Coding region: 1-687 (228 amino acids)
Biological process (GO): transmembrane transport
Cellular component (GO): membrane
Molecular function (GO): ATP binding; ABC-type transporter activity
Source: RefSeq, a predicted model, not a curated record